AUCUGUGUGAUUAUCAAUACUAACCACGGAACAAAAACAACAGUAUUGGUGGUCAUUAUUUUAGUAAAGAGCCGCUUUAAUAACAGACGCCUGGUGUGGUGGUCUUCACUGCAUGAUAACUUCACUUCGGCGUUAUAAUGUCAGGAGUGUCGCGGUGGCAGUGUGGAGCACUUCUCUGCUCUUCCACGGACUGCAGGCAGCUGCAAUGAUGCUCUCUGCGGUUUGCUGGUAAUAAAAUCACAAAUACAAAGACGAGGACAUCUCAGUCGCAAGGGCAACACCCGUCUCCUGUAUUUUAGGUCACCGAAAAAACCGUCAGGACAAAGGCAGAUUGUAGCUUCUCUGUUAGGAUGUCAUCAUCUGAAAAUGCUGCGUCACAUAAAGUUUUUGACGCCUCACCCCCUACAGCAGAAGCUGACGAACCCGUGAGGAUUGUUCUGUUGGGGAGGACAGGAACAGGCAGAAGCUCCUCCGGCAACACCAUCCUGGGCAAAUCCGCCUUCUGUGUCAAGGUCUCCCCCUGUUCUGUCACCACACAGUGUAACAGACAGACUUGGACAGUAGACGGGCGGAGCAUCUCUGUGAUUGACACUCCAGGUUUCUUCCACACACACCUGUCCCCUGAGGAGGUCAUGGCAGAGGUGGGACAGUGUGUUGUCCUGUCCUCUCCGGGACCCCACGCCUUCUUGGUGACCCUGCAGCCUGGCAGAUUCACCCACGAGGAGAAGGAUGCUUUAGAGUGGAUCAAGGCCAUGUUUGGACCUGGAGCUGCCAGGUUUACCAUGGCGUUGUUUACCUGGGGAGACCAGCUGCAGGGCAAACACAUUGAGGACUUCCUGGAAGAGAACAAUGAGCUGUCGGAAUUUGUCAACAGCUGCCAUGGGGGGUACCAAGUCUUUGAUAAUAGUGAACAGCUCAAGACAACGGAGUGCUCACAACAGGUCAGACAGCUUCUGAAGAAGGUAGACAACAUUGUGGCGACCAAUGGAGGCAGUUGCUAUAGCAGUGAGAUGUUCAAGGAGGCUGAGAGGGCCAUCAGAAGGGCACAAGAGAGGAUUCUGGGAGAAAGAGGACACAAAGUGGAGUCCCUUCAGAAGGAGGCUGAAGACAAACAGGAGCCGGGACCAGAGGUGGAGAGGAGGAGGGAGGAAGAAGAGGCCAGGAAAAGGGCGGAGAGGCUUUUCUGGUGCGAGCUGGUGACGGCGCUGGGAAAAGGUGCAGCAGAGGGGGCAGGGAUCAUGGGGAAAGACAAAGGAAAAGGGAAAGCUGUGAAGAAGGUGAAGGUGAUGGAGAAGGCGGCAGCUCUGGCUGCAUCGCCUCUGUCCAUCAGUUCUGCUGCAAAAGCAGUGGGAGGGGCUGUGAGAGAGGGAAGCAAGGUGUUAUAUAAACACAGAAAAACCUUCCUGCACUGAUGACUAUGACCAUAUUUAAUGAGGUGUUUCCAGGAAACAGGGACAUUGUGGCGUCUGUGGUCAGCAGUCACGUAGCUUUGUUUUCACUGUCAAUCAUACAUCUAAUGUUAUCAGUCUGUUUAACAUCAGCACAACGCACCAGCACUUUCAGAUCAUACUGUUAAAUAAGAAUGUAUGUAUGUAUGUAUGUGUGUAUGUAUUUGUCCUCCCUACAGAAAGGUAAACAUCCUGGUGUGUUGCAGUCCAUCUGGAUUGGUAACAAAAGAACAUAGCCACACCUUUGAUUUGAGAGAAUUCACGUUAUAAUAAAUGUCAU
Molecule: messenger RNA, 1728 nt
Organism: Micropterus dolomieu (smallmouth bass)
Lineage: Eukaryota; Metazoa; Chordata; Actinopteri; Centrarchiformes; Centrarchidae
Product: GTPase IMAP family member 9-like
Exons: 2
Coding region: 351-1412 (353 amino acids)
Molecular function (GO): GTP binding
Source: RefSeq, a predicted model, not a curated record